GCACUGGCAGAGGUCAAAGGUCGGGAACAGUAGGCUAUUGGAAAGUCAAGUUGAGAAAAACAGCAGAAGGUAAUAAUGAAUAUAAAGUGCAUUAACUAGCGGUGUGGUACUUCAUAAAAUGAGCCGUUCAUUGUUGAGGAAAUCUGCGCCGCUUGCUGCCUAAUGCCAGCUGAAGCGUGAUGCAUCCAGAGCAGCCCAGAACGGGCUUCGCCCUGCAGAGACGGCAGGCAGAUUCUGCCCCUCGGGCUGCGCUGAGCACCGGUCUACUGCAGGGCCUCAUCCAGAGCGCCAGGCCUCCUUCCUUCUGCUUCCUGCUCCCCAGGGUCCACGCAGCUGAUGUGGCUGCUGCCCAGCCAGCACAGAUGCCUUCCUCCUCCUCCUCCUUCUUCUCCUCUACCAGUCCUGCUCCUGCACCCAUCCCCUCUCCCAGCAACUUGGGCAAACCAGAAUUCCCAGACACAGGAUGGGACCGUAUCAAGGACCUCUUUGACAGAGAUGUAACACAGAGGUACCCAGAGGAGCUGACUAAUGUGAUAAAGAGUGGCGUAGCUGCGGCACUGGCAGGCUUGAUCUACGGCGGCCUGCCAGCAGCUCGCCAUGCCAGGCAGAAGUAUAUCCAAGUCAGCCAGGCGGAAAUGUAUACGAGCCGAGUGGAAGCAGUGCGCUCAGCCCACAACGCAGCAAUCCGGGGUUUCGUGAGAUACGGAUGGAGAUGGAGCUGGAGAGUGGCUGCCUUUGUCACCUUGUUCAAUUCUGUCAGCACAGGGCUGUCUGUGUACCGAGACAAGUAUACCCUCAGCCACUAUGCUGCUGCUGGAGCUGUGACUGGAGGCCUUUUCAGGCUGAACCUGGGACUUGGAGGGCUGGUGGCAGGGACGGUCAUCGGAGCAGUGCUGGGGAUUCCCACUGGUGCUUUGAUCAUCAGCAUGCAGUCAGUGGCUGGAGAAACUACCAGAGAGAGGAGGAGGAGAGAGCGCAGGGAACUUUAUGAGCUCAGACUGGCAGAAUGGGCGGCCCGUCUGCAGUUGACAGAUGAAUUAAUUGGAGAUCUGAAUGUCAGCUCUCAGGCAGAGGAAACCAAUAAGGACAUGCAAAGGAUCCAGGAGCUGCUCAGUUUACCACAGAAUAAGGAUGUGACUCAGGAAUCAAGCAGCCAAUGACAGAAACUGGCUGUUACCGGUUGGUAAUUGAAGCAACUAGGUCAAAGAUAGCCUUGGCCCCUGGUGUAAACAAGAUGUGACACAGCAACAGCUGGGGCCCAGGAUGCAGCAGUAACUGCUGACAUGCAGAUGACAGCCAAUUGAAACAGAGUGAGGAACCCUAGCUGUCCACAGCUUGGUCAGUUAUGAUAAACGCAGGUAAACGUGAUUCAUUAGGAAAAAAAUAUAUCGUUUGUUUUCCGCUGAAGUGUGUUUUAAACAUCAAGCACUGAAUUAUUGCAGGUAGACGUGGCAGGUAAGGAGUAGAGUAUUUUGUCAGUUGUCUCUAGCUGUGUCCCAGCAAUCAAACUGUAAUAAUGAAGAGAACAGUGGGAUGAUAAUUUUCACAUGGAAAUGUCCACAUUUCAGACCUUUUCAUUUAUGUUUUAUUUGAAUGGCAAGAUAUGUUAAACCUUUGCUGAAACACAAACAGUUUGGUUUAAUUGACUCUGGUCCCAUCCCAUCAUGACCAAGGUGCAGCACAUCUACAGUCCCACUGCAUAGUUUAAGGGCAUAUACUUAUUUGGGUGGAACAACAUUAAAGCUAUUUAAGCAGUUUAAUUCAUCCUGACCACUUUUAUCAUGUAAAAUUGUUUAUUUUUAUAUUAUGUGUCACCAUUUAAGAUGUAUAAUUUUUGUUUUGGAAAUACAGUCACAGGAAAAAGGAAAAAAUAUGUGGUGUGUUCAAUUUAAACAGUUAUUUAUUUGCAAGUUAGUUUAAGCAUACUGUGUUUGUCUAUUGUUGUGACUUGAUGAAUAUCAGAUCACAUUUUACGACCACUUAAUGCAGAAAUCCAGGUAAUUCCACAUUGUUCACCUACUUUAUCCUGCCACUGUGUAAAUAUUUUUCUGAGAAGUACAAAAGGGACAACAUGCAUUUCAUGUUGUAAAAUGACAAGUGAACCUUGUUAAUGUAAUAUCUGGCAAAAAGUUUGAGAUUAUGUAGCCUGAUCACUGUAGUUAUCCUCUCAAGCAAGGAAGGAACCGAUGACUGCUUUCAGAGCAAUAACAUUUUAUAAACAUGCUCUCAGUUCCCUCUAUUGGUAACUUUGUAUAACUGCAAAUGUACUCUAAAUAAAACAUAAAAUAAAUACAGUAUACACAUGAUA
Molecule: messenger RNA, 2308 nt
Organism: Micropterus salmoides (largemouth bass)
Lineage: Eukaryota; Metazoa; Chordata; Actinopteri; Centrarchiformes; Centrarchidae
Gene: timmdc1
Product: translocase of inner mitochondrial membrane domain containing 1
Exons: 9
Coding region: 180-1160 (326 amino acids)
Cellular component (GO): mitochondrion
Source: RefSeq, a predicted model, not a curated record